Cuscuta europaea is the source of this 1066-nucleotide messenger RNA. NCBI's taxonomy places the organism in Eukaryota, Viridiplantae, Streptophyta, Magnoliopsida, Solanales, Convolvulaceae. The record is from the annotation of a GenBank genome assembly.
GUGAAAUAAUAUGGGCUAUGUUUUCCAUCUGCUUUCUUGAUUUUUGCUAGCCCAGAGAGUCUACACACACUUCUAUACCUCAUGAACAAAAAGGCUGUCAUGGAGAGAAUUAGCAGCACCAAUAAUAGGAGAAACAAUGAUGCAGGAAGAAGCAUGAGAGACAUCCACAAGCUUAGAGAUGACAGCAAUGGAGAUUUACUGGCUGGGUUUUCAUGGCCUCCAAGAUCCUACACUUGUAGCUUCUGUAGAAGGGAGUUCAGAUCUGCUCAAGCUCUUGGUGGCCACAUGAAUGUUCAUAGGAGAGAUAGGGCUAGGCUGAGGCAAUCCCCCCCACCCCCAAGAGAGGGUCACCAUCACUUCUCCUCUUCUUCCUCUUCUUCCUCACUUCUCAACCUCAAUCUUGACCCUAUAACAGCAAACCCUAACCCUAUUUACUCUCCACCACUGAGGGCCUCACCCCCUUCACCCCCUCCAUCAUCAAGAAAGUUCCCAUGUUUUAUUCCCACAUUGCCCCCAUCUUUGGUCCCCUCCUCAUCUGUUGAAAUGGGGAAAUGGAGCAAAGUGGAGGGCAUUCCAGUCAACCAUCACUUUGUGACAAAUUAUAGGGUCAAAGGUUACAAGAGUGAGCUUGAGGUGGUGAUGAAGAAAGGAGAGAUUGCUAAACUGGACUUGAAAAUUGGGUUUAAUGAAGAUUUGGAUUUGGAGCUUCGACUUGGAUGCACUUGAUCAUAUUAAUUGAACUAUUUCAUUAAUAUAUAUGAAUCUUUAUUCCUAACUUCCUAAGCUAGGAAUGAAGUGAAGUUCAUCAGCAGAAGGGAGAUAUGUGAAAAGAAGAGUAAUUAAUCAGAAGACGCAAUUCUUGAAUUAAUGAGUUACGUUGUUUAAUUUGGUUACUUCUAGUUCAAUUUUUUAAUUCUCUUCCUCAAUUGAAUCUUCGCUUCCAUGUGAAUGCUAGAUUUACUGUUCCGAACAUAUCUAUAUAUGUAUGUAGUAGCUAGGAUAUUAGACCAUGAUCGAGUAUAGCUAUGGUCCUAAUUAUGUUUUAAAAUCCUUAAUUAAUUGCUGA